Molecule: messenger RNA, 771 nt
Organism: Rodentolepis nana
Lineage: Eukaryota; Metazoa; Platyhelminthes; Cestoda; Cyclophyllidea; Hymenolepididae
Source: the annotation of a GenBank genome assembly
GGUGAAGUCAGCAAUCCCAAUGGUCUUUCGGCUCUUUCAGAGAACCAGCAAGUGGAGAAAUCCACCAUGUCACUCUUUAUUGACGAUGGACACAAUUCACAAGCCACCAGCCAAACAAGUCAAGACGUCAAACCUGCAGAAUCGCAUUUGGAAACAUUGCAGACAGAGAAGGUAUUGAAGGGUAUUCCCAGUACGGAGACGGCUCGUAUUAUCAUCAGACAGCAGCACAAGCACCUUCUGCAAUGCCUCCAAAUAGCAACGCUUCAGUCAUCUGCAGCAAUAGGCCUAUUUGAUCCAUCUCAAACAUCGGCUUCAGGUCGAAGAAAAAAGAUAUCUGGUCGUCGAAUGACCCUGGCAGUAGCUACCCGUGGUUCCUUCUCCCCCUUCUUCUCCUUUGGCAGUCAAGCGCGUCAAGCGACAGCCAAGAUCGGAGGUACAGGAGGUAAUAGUAAUUCACGACGAACUAGACCAUUCUCUCUCUAUGAACGACAAUCUCGACAGCAACCCGGGGAACAUGGACCCCAUCGUACCCUCUCCCGUCUUCGCUCCCGACAUCAUCCUUCGCUUUCACGAGGCUCUGGCGACUAUGACUCGCAAAUCGAUCAAAUCGAGAAGGGUCUGGGAGGUGAUCAAGUUGAAAAUGAGACCAAUAUACAAGCUGAGCGGACACCGAGUUUCAACCACGUCUACCCACAUAGCCAUCGAAACAGGGAGCAACCUCAUCGAACACAAUUCAUGGAUGAUGUUGCGGAGAUAUCGAUUGAAGAAUAA